UCAGACGGUUUGAACAGACGAAGAGGGAACCUGAGCCGGGCGCGGGUAGGGGACGUGGUUCUGCUGAGAGCCGAAGAUGGCAGUGAACGUAUAUUCAAUGUCAGUAACCAGUGAUAACCUAAGUCGACAUGAUAUGCUGGCCUGGAUCAAUGAGUCUCUACAUUUGAAUCUGACAAAGAUUGAACAGUUGUGCUCAGGUGCUGCCUAUUGUCAGUUUAUGGACAUGCUAUGCCCUGGCUCUAUUGCCUUGAAGAAAGUGAAAUUCCAAGCUAAGUUAGAACAUGAAUAUAUCCAGAACUUCAAAAUACUACAAGCAGGUUUUAAGAGAAUGGGUGUUGACAAAAUAAUUCCUGUGGAUAAAUUAGUAAAAGGAAAGUUUCAGGACAACUUUGAACUUGUUCAGUGGUUCAAGAAAUUUUUUGAUGCGAACUAUGAUGGAAAAGACUAUGACCCUGUAGCUGCCAGACAAGGUCAAGAAACCGCAGUGGCUCCCACCCUUGUUGCUCCAGCUCUGAAUAAACCCAAGAAACCUCUUGGCUCUAGUGAUGCAGCUCCACCGAGGCCCAUUUCAACACAGAGAACUACUGCGACUCCUAAGGCUCGCCCAGUGGUGCGAAAGAAUCCUGGUGUGGGCAACGGGGAUGAUGAAGCAGCCGAAUUGAUGCAGCAGGUCAAAGUAUUGAAACUUACUGUGGAAAAUUUGGAGAAAGAGAGAGAUUUCUACUUCGGAAAGCUAAGGAACAUUGAACUGAUUUGCCAGGAGAAUGAGGGGGGAAAUGACCCUGUAUUGCAGAGGAUUGUAGACAUUCUCUAUGCCACAGAUGAAGGCUUUGUGAUACCUGAUGAAGGGAGCCCACAGGAAGAGCAAGAAGAGCAUUAACAGCCUGGACCAGCAGAUCAACAUUGAAUUCUUCACUCCAAAAUCAUGUGCUUAACUGUAAAAUACUCCCUUUUAUUAUUCCUAGAGGAUUCACUGGUUUCUUUUCAUAAGCAAAAGGUACCUCUUCUUAAAAAUGCACUUUGCAGAAGUUUCACGCCUUUUCCAAUAAGUUUGAGUUAGGAGCUUAUAGCAGAAGCAGUAUUAACAUCUAGUUGGUUCACCUGGGAACAGAGAGGCUGACCAUGGGGCUCAGCGUGUGGACACUGGUCACACUGAUUGCUGAAGAAGGUGUUUGAUGUAACACUGAGGUGGCAGCCUCAGUAGAGACAUGUAAAGACUGAAUUGAAUUUUAAGCUAAUGUGAAAUCCUGGCAAAGAACGUCUUAAUAAAUAAAUGCCU
Perognathus longimembris pacificus (Pacific pocket mouse) is the source of this 1279-nucleotide messenger RNA. Its product is annotated as microtubule-associated protein RP/EB family member 1-like. The record is from RefSeq and is a predicted model, not a curated record. Gene Ontology annotation, cellular component: microtubule plus-end; cytoplasmic microtubule; microtubule organizing center. Gene Ontology annotation, molecular function: microtubule plus-end binding. NCBI's taxonomy places the organism in Eukaryota, Metazoa, Chordata, Mammalia, Rodentia, Heteromyidae. Gene Ontology annotation, biological process: spindle assembly; protein localization to microtubule plus-end; regulation of microtubule polymerization or depolymerization.